GAACGCCGAGAGCGCUGCCGAGCACCGAGCGGAGAGCCAAGGCGCUGACAGGAAGCCUCCGCGCCCGGCCCGGGGGCGAUCCGCCCGCAGCGCCCCCGGGUCUCUCCCCGGGACGCCAUGGCCCCACCGAGGCCAGGCGCACCUGCGGGACCCCGGGCGCAUCAGCUCGCGCGCAGCUGAACAGGGUGCAUUUUGGAGAGGCCAGGGCCCCCUGGGGUGCAGGUGGGGGCCGGGGCCAUGGAGCCCCCGGCCGUCCCCUCGGAGAGGAGCCUGUCUCUGUCUCUGCCUGGGCCCCGGGAGGGCCAGGCCACCCUGAAGCCGCCCCCCCAGCACCUGUGGCGGCAGCCGCGGACCCCCAUCCGUAUCCAGCAGCGCGGCUACUCGGACAGCGCGGAGCGCGCUGAGCCAGAGCGGCCGCCACACCGGCCCAUAGAGCGCGCCGACGCCGUGGACACCGGCGACCGGCCCGGCCUGCGCACAUCCCGCAUGUCCUGGCCCUCGUCCUUUCACGGCAGCGGCGGCGGCAGCGCGGGCGGAGGCAGCUGCAGGCGCUUGGAGGCGGAGAAUGGACCGACACCGUCGCCAGGCCGCAGCCCGCUGGACUCGCAGGCGAGCCCGGGCCUUGUGCUGCAUGCCGGGGCGGCCACCAGCCAGCGCCGGGAGUCCUUCCUCUACCGCUCGGACAGCGACUAUGACAUGUCACCCAAGACCAUGUCCCGGAACUCGUCGGUCACCAGCGAGGCAACCAGCCCCUGCAGCGUGACCAUCCUUGUAAGGCACGCAGAGGACCUCAUCGUCACGCCGUUUGCCCAGGUGCUGGCCAGUCUCCGGAGCGUUCGCAGCAACUUCUCCCUCCUGACCAAUGUGCCCAUUCCCAGCAACAAGCGGUCCCCACUGGGCGGCCCAGCCCCCGUCUGCAAGGCCACGCUAUCAGAGGAGACGUGUCAGCAGUUGGCCCGGGAGACACUGGAGGAGCUGGACUGGUGUCUGGAGCAGCUGGAAACCAUGCAGACCUACCGCUCCGUCAGCGAGAUGGCUUCCCACAAGUUCAAGAGGAUGCUAAACCGUGAACUCACACACCUGUCAGAGAUGAGCAGGUCAGGAAACCAGGUCUCUGAGUACAUCUCCACCACAUUCCUGGACAAGCGGAAUGAAGUGGAGAUCCCAUCACCCACGAUCAAAGAUCGGGAAAAACAGCAAGCGCCACGGCAGAGACCUUGCCAGCAGCCCCCGGCCCCUGGGCCACAGCUCCAGCCCAUGUCUCAGAUCACUGGGGUGAAGAAGCUGAUGCACAGCAGCAGCCUCAGUGAUUCCAGCAUCCCCCGCUUUGGGGUGAAGACUGAGCAAGAGGAGCUCCUGGCCCAAGAACUGGAAAACCUGAACAAGUGGGGCCUGAACAUCUUUCGCGUGUCAGAUUACGCUGGGGGCCGUUCCCUCAGCUGCAUCAUGUACACGAUAUUCCAGGAGCGGGACCUCCUGAAGAAGUUCCGCAUCCCGGUGGACACUAUGGUGACAUACAUGCUGACCCUAGAGGACCACUACCACCCGGAUGUGGCUUACCACAACAGCCUGCAUGCAGCCGACGUGCUGCAGUCCACCCAUGUGCUGCUGGCCACACCGGCGUUGGAUGCCGUGUUCACGGACCUGGAGAUUCUCGCUGCCCUCUUCGCGGCCGCCAUCCACGACGUGGACCACCCUGGAGUCUCCAAUCAGUUCCUCAUCAACACCAAUUCGGAACUGGCGCUCAUGUACAACGACGAGUCGGUGCUGGAGAAUCACCACCUGGCCGUGGGCUUCAAGCUGCUGCAGGAAGACAACUGUGACAUCUUCCAGAACCUCGGCAAGCGCCAGCGGCAGAGCCUGCGCAAGAUGGUCAUCGACAUGGUGCUGGCCACGGAUAUGUCCAAGCACAUGACCCUCCUGGCUGACCUGAAGACCAUGGUGGAGACUAAGAAAGUGACCAGCUCGGGGGUUCUCUUGCUGGAUAACUAUUCCGACCGCAUCCAGGUUCUACGGAACAUGGUGCACUGCGCAGACCUGAGCAACCCCACCAAGCCGCUGGAGCUUUACCGCCAGUGGACCGACCGCAUCAUGGCCGAGUUCUUCCAGCAGGGCGACCGCGAACGUGAGCGAGGCAUGGAGAUCAGUCCCAUGUGCGACAAGCACACAGCCUCAGUGGAGAAGUCUCAGGUGGGUUUCAUCGACUAUAUCGUACACCCGCUGUGGGAGACGUGGGCUGACUUGGUCCACCCAGACGCCCAAGAGAUCCUGGACACUCUGGAGGACAACCGGGACUGGUACUACAGCGCCAUUCGGCAAAGCCCCUCGCCACCCCCCGAGGAGGAGCCUGGGGGACCGGGUCACCCCCCACCACCAGACAAGUUCCAGUUCGAGCUGACGCUGGACGAGGAAGAGGAGGAGGAGGUGUGCAGUGUCCCAGGCGCAGCUGCAGUUCAGGAAUUGUACACGGCCCAGGACGCCUCCCCGCCUGAAGGCCCUUUGGAGCUUGAUGGCCAGGAUCCGUCUGCGGAGGUGGAGAUAGAGGAAAUGUACUUGACCCGGCGAGUGGACGCCACAGGUAGUGUGGCAGCAGCUGGCCAGGAUGUGUCCAUGCCCCGAGGCGCAUCCGUGGAUGUCUACGUGGGCUGCUGCCGCAGCAUCCCUGCCCUGUCUCCUAAUAGCCUUGCUCCGCUUGCCUUGAGGACACCGCCCCCUCCAGAGGACGACCCGGGCCUUCUGGGCCUCCCCUCCAUGGCAGCCGAGGUGGGGGCCCAAAAAGAGCAUCAGGCUGCCAAGAGGGCAUGCUGUGCCUGCACGGGGACAUCCGGCGAGGAACCCACUCCUGGAGCACUUCCAGCUCCCGGAGGCUGGGGGUCAGCUGGUGGCCCGACCUGAGCGUCAGUCCCUGCACCCGGUGGGCCUCCGUGCCACCCGCCACCGCCACCACCAUCACCCCCUGACCUCCUCCACUGCCUCAAAGACUCUUGGGCCUCCUGAGAAAAAAGAAAACAGAAAAGUGGGUUUUUUUUCUCUUUUCUUUUUUUCCUCUUUCCCCCCCACCCCCACCCAGGGGCCUCUUUUUGGAGGUGGGGGCUGGGGAACCAGGGGCUGAGGUCCCGGAAGUGAUUUUAUUUUUGGAAUUUUAAUUGUUACAUUUUUAGAAAAAGAAAAAAAAAACAAACAAAAAAAAAACAGGAUGAAACACAGCAACUGUAGACGCUCCUGUUCCCGGCUCCCCUUGUCCAGUUCCAACCACCCCCCAACCCUACCUCGUCAGCCCCCAAUCCUCACCACCGUCGCCCAGGUUCCAGGCUUAGUCUUCCGGCCUCUUGGGGCUCUUUGCCUGGUGUAGAAUCUCCCUCCAGACUUCUUCUGAAUUUUGGGAGGAUCUCUAGAACCCAGCCAGGAAUAGCCAUUCUGGAUGGGGCCCCUGGGGGUGGGGAGGGGUCGCCCAAUGUAGGGGGGGCCCCAGCUCCAGUCCUACUCUGGCUUUCUGCCCUCCCCUCCCCAGAAGUCUUCCGCCUCAUUUUGCACAAACCUGGCAAUACUGACUUGAGGGAGCCAUGGGGCUUCAGGAGGCAAGGGGAGGGUGUCAGAGGGACAUUCACACCACCAACCUGGGGUCUGAGGUUUCAGGAGGGCCUGAUCCCACUUUCCCUCCACCCAUCACCCCUUUCCUCUUCCACUCCGGGUUUUGGUUUGAAUUUUCUCCGUUUGGAGAGGGGGGAUGAUUUGGAGCCACCCCCCUUCCUUCCAGCUGCUUCUCCUCUUGUUUCUGCCUUAAUGAUUCCCACGGCCAUAGGAGAGGGGGUUGCAGUGGCUCCCACUUGCACCUCGAGUGGGGCGGGGCCAGGCCCAGAGUUCCUGUCCUGGGUAUGCCCCCUCCCCAGCAUCCUCCUGCCCACCCCCAACUCUUUGCCCUAGGAGGAAGCAAUAACGGUGUACACCCACAUCCCCUUUCUGGGCAGCCCACCCCACCCUGGCAUCAAAGUCAUUUCUCCUUUCAUCCCCCACCUUGCCAAGCCUCCCUGUCUUCCCCUAGCUAUUCCCUGGAGCAAUACGACGGACAGAUGCAAGGCCAUUUUUCUUCAAGCCAUGGGGGGACUAUUUGGAAGGAAAGACUCCCACUUCCCCCAUCCGCUCUGCCCCUCAGCUUGGUUCUGCAGCGGGGCAGGACCGGCCUCUCUCAUCUUCCUCCCCUCCGAUUCUGAGCACACGGUACUGUAGCCCCCAGCUCCCCCCAGCCUUCCAUCUGUCUGUCCUUCCCUGUGGGGAGUACCGCCCAUUCCCACCCCCAAGAUGCUGUACAGGGUUCAUUUUUGUAGCGAAAGUAGUUUCAGUCCCAGCCGGAGACCGGAGGGGGCCUUUUCUUUUGGUUCUCUUUCUUUCUCUUUUGUUUUUGUUUUGUUUUGUUUUGUACAUACUGUAAGGUUGGUUUGUAAAUUAUUCUACAGAGGCAAAAAGGGAAAAUAAACUUGCCCUUCCUCCACUGACUCAGUCAGGGGAAAGAGGGGUGGGGGUCUCCCAGGGGGAGUCUCCAUUCCUGCUGUAUUAUACAAACUGUACCAUAGACCCCCAGAAGCGUGGAGUCAGUGCUGUUUAACAGGGAGUCAUGUGAUCAGAGGGGGAGGUGAGGGCUGGGCAGCACCUGCCCCUCUCCUUGUCCCCAGGGACCCAGGGGAGGGGAGCCCAGGAUGACCCCCGCCCCCCCGGGAGCUGCUCAAGUGUUGUCCAGUUUAACGAUCAGUCAGUCGGUCCGCUGAUCGAUACUCAACCCUUCGAUCUUGUCUCCAAUUAAACCAAGGCUUUCACCGA
This is a messenger RNA of Cervus elaphus (red deer), 4815 nucleotides long. It is a transcript of the gene PDE4A, whose product is annotated as phosphodiesterase 4A. Gene Ontology annotation, biological process: signal transduction. The coding region runs from base 238 to 2895 and encodes 885 amino acids. NCBI's taxonomy places the organism in Eukaryota, Metazoa, Chordata, Mammalia, Artiodactyla, Cervidae. The record is from RefSeq and is a predicted model, not a curated record. Gene Ontology annotation, cellular component: perinuclear region of cytoplasm; nucleus; cytosol. The transcript is spliced from 16 exons. Gene Ontology annotation, molecular function: 3',5'-cyclic-AMP phosphodiesterase activity.